Messenger RNA from Austrofundulus limnaeus, 420 nucleotides. RefSeq names its product coagulation factor XIII A chain. Lineage: Eukaryota; Metazoa; Chordata; Actinopteri; Cyprinodontiformes; Rivulidae. The record is from RefSeq and is a predicted model, not a curated record. Gene Ontology annotation, biological process: blood coagulation, fibrin clot formation; peptide cross-linking. Gene Ontology annotation, molecular function: protein-glutamine gamma-glutamyltransferase activity.
CCCUCUGGCUGAUGUGGAUGUGGUCCUGCCAACCCUGGAGGUCGGCAUUGGUAAUGAUUUCGAGCUGAACCUCGAGUUCAUCAAUCAGAGUGAGCAGCGGCGCACAGUGGAGGCCUACGUCAGUGGGAGCGUGGUGUACUACACCGGAGUCGCCAGCCACGAGUUUCUGUUCCAGACCCCCACUGUUACGAUCCAGCCCAAGAAAAGUGUGAAGAAAAUGGUGAUGGUUGAGUCGAGGAACUACAUGGACCAUCUGGUUGAACAGGCGAACCUUAACUUUAUUGUUACUGGGAAGAUCAAAGAAACUGGCAAGAUCGUCACUACAAUGAAACUCGUCACCCUGCACAACCCAAAACUCAUCGUUGAGGUGACUGGCAGUAGCAAAGUGAACGAGGAGAUGAUGGCAGCUGUGCGGUUUAC